GGUUCAACCAUGACAGCAAAAAUAGGCUCGCUCUCUCUCAGUGUAGCUCGCCGUUAACGCUCCCUAACUUGAAGGCAGGAGUGGGGUGGGGGGCGGAAAUAAACCACUAAUUUGGGCCAGGCCACGGAGCAAGCUCGCCGGCCACCGAGUACCCGAUGUGCCUCAGCUAAACGAUUGAGCUGUUAGCCGCCACUAGCUCUGACACAACCGACGGCGAGCAUUGCUCGAUAGCUAGCCGGAGGAAAAGGUGGAUGGUCGCGGCGACGGCGGUGGCGGUGGAGGAGGUGGUGGAGGGGAGCGCCUCGGAUAAAAUCCCAACAGAUGCUAAGCAAAAAGACAUUUUUUUUUAACGUGAAAAAACCCCCAAACAAAACCCGGGGCCGCCAUGUUCGUCCAGGAGGAGAAGAUGUUUCCGGGCAAAGUGUUGAAGAUUCACAUCUGUGCCGUGGACGGCGCCGAAUGGCUGGAGGAGAUCACGGAAGACAGUACGGUGGAGAAACUCAAGGAGAAGUGCUUGAAACAUUGUGUGCAUGGAAACUUGGACGACCCCAAGACGCUGACCCACCACAAGCUCAUACACGCUGCUACAGAGCGAGUGCUCAGUGACACCAAAACGGUGGCGGAUGAAAGCCUCAAAGAUAAAGACGUUCUGCUGCUCAUAAAGAAAAGGCCGCCGCCGACCCCUCCCAAAAUGUCGGAGGUAUGCGCAGAAGAAAAGAAAAAACAGGACAACAAGGCCCCGGACAAGGACGCCAUCUUGAAGGCCACUGCCAACCUCAGCACCCGCCACACGGACCGCACUGUCGCGCAGCACAAUAUCAGAGACUUUCAGACUGAGCUCCGAAAAAUCCUGGUGUCCCUCAUUGAAGUGGCCCAGAAGCUUCUGGCCUUGAACCCUGAUGCCGUGGAGCUUUUUAAAAAGGCCAAUGACAUGUUAGACGAGGACGAGGAAGAUCGCGUGGACAACGCGGCCCUCCAGCAGCUCACCGAGAUGGGCUUCCCUGAGAACAGAGCAAUCAAAGCCCUCAGACUCAACCACAUGUCGGUGACUCAGGCCAUGGAAUGGUUGAUCGAGCAUGUUGACGACCCCUCCGUGGACACGCUGCUGCACAGUCAAGAUUCUUCUGUUGCUGCCACAGGAGCCGCCACUAACGCUAACUCCGCUGCCACAGCCGGCCCGUCAGCUUCGGGCUCCUCCAGAACAUCCAUCGUGCUCGUCCGCAUUGCGACGCAGCUGUCCGGCACGGAGGAGAGCAACAGCAGACAAGAUGAGCUUACGGAGAUUUUCAAGAGGAUUCGCAGGAAAAGGGAGUUCAGGCCUGACUCGAGAGCUGUGUUUGCUCUCAUGGAGAUGGGCUUUGAGGAAAAGCAGGUGAUUGAUGCCCUCAAAGUCAACAACAACCAGCAAGAUGCAGCGUGCGAGUGGCUGCUGGGAGACAAAAAGCCUUCUGCAGAGGACCUGGACAAAGGCAUCGACACCAACAGUCCGCUCUUCCAGGCCAUCCUGGAGAACCCCGUCGUCCAGUUGGGUUUAACCAACCCCAAGACUCUACUCGCAUUCGAGGACAUGCUGGAGAACCCCCUGAACAGCACCCAGUGGAUGAAUGACCCCGAGACGGGCCCUGUCAUGCUCCAGAUAUCCAGAAUCUUCCAGACCCUUAAUCGCACAUAGAGGCGAACCACCACCCUACACGUGUGAAUGUGGCAGCUGUGUGCAUAUAUGUGUGAGAGAUGAGUAAUGUUAAUGCCAGAGGAGUUGUACCUAUACAGUAAAUAUUUAUAACAGUACAGUUAAAGUAUACGAAAAACAUUAUUAUUACUACAGCGACGAUACAAAGUUCUAUUUACUAGGUCGUUUUUACAUUUUAACAAGCGCAAUUUCUAGUUAUUUUACAAUAUUGUUUUUGUCACAAUCAAACACACGAGCACAUUCAAUGUUGACACCAUGUUUGGCACAAUAUGUAUUGUUGCAUUAGUUUUUUAAAUUUUAAUUUAUUUGGAUUUUCGCCUUUUUAAACCUGUUAUGGGUCAAAUUUACAAAAGUGUAUUAGGGCCACGCUGAAAAGCAAAAGCAAACAUUUAUUUAGAAUUGAAGUUGUAUGAUUAUGAGAAUAAAUUUGGAUAUUUCCCUGAAAAGAAGUUGUAAUCAUAUGAGGAAGUUUUAUAUUUUCAAGAUAAAUUAGUAUUUUCAAGAAAAUGUAAUUUUUAGGAAAUAAGUACAAUUCAGAUUAAAGUAGAACCAAAUACACCCAAAAAAAAGUUAGUUAAAUUUGACACAUUACAGAAAAGUGUUAUUCAACAAGCUGGACAAUGAAUGAAUGAACAAAAAUAAAAAAUGGCAAAGUAUGUGAAUUGGGGCUUCCAAAUGGGCAAGAAUCUGCUAUUUGUGGAAUGUCACGUGACCAAAGCGGAACGCAGGAUGGCUGACUUCCUGUGUAUGCUAUGCUAACGAGCAUAACUAGGUUUGGUGACUAGGCUGGUGUCUUCGGGCAAACGUUAAAUACAUGUAUAUCCUUUAUUUAUACAACUAUGACACAUGUAAGCAUGAACAAAGCCUAAAUACAGAAUAAAGUCGUACAGUUGUA
Messenger RNA from Phycodurus eques (leafy seadragon), 2585 nucleotides. It is a transcript of the gene ubac1, whose product is annotated as UBA domain containing 1. The record is from RefSeq and is a predicted model, not a curated record. Lineage: Eukaryota; Metazoa; Chordata; Actinopteri; Syngnathiformes; Syngnathidae. Gene Ontology annotation, molecular function: protein binding.